AUGCGCUCGCUCCGCCCCCUCGGCCAAUGGCUCACGUCCCCACGUGUGAGAGCUGUCGCGCGCAUCGCAGCUUUCGCCAUCCUCGCCAUCGCUGGAAUACUGCUGGCUGUGCUCUUCAUACAUCGCGGCCUGCUACCGGUCGUCGCAUGGCUGAUUCCAGCGUUGCGACUGCCCUUCCUCGACUUCGCAGUCUACGGGCCAUAUCCUACGCAGCAAUUCGUGUCCUUUGACCUUCAUGCGCCCAAGCCAUGGCGAACGCUCUGGGACAAAUCAUGCGACGGCGGCCAGAUAUUCAUUGGCCCCAAUGGCCCUUCAGUGACAGACUCGGGGCCAGUGAUCACGGACACCAAUGGCGAGCUCAUCUGGAUGACCCACGAGUACAACACGGUCAUGAACUUUGAUAUGCAGAGUUACCGAGGCAAGGACUACCUCACCUUCUGGACUGGCAACAAGACUGGUAGUAACGGUCGAGGGGAGAUGCUGAUGCUGGAUUCGAAUUACAAAGUCGCCUACCGAAUACAGGCUGUCGGCGGAGAGAAUCGAGGCGACAUCCACGAAUUCCGCUUAACGGACGACAACACCGCACUCAUCGCUGUGUAUAAUCACACCCAAGCCGAUCUGCGAAGUUGGCCCGGCUUCCGACCAUCAGAUGGAUGGCUGGUAGACGGGUUGUUCCAAGAAAUCGACGUCGAGACCAACGAGCUCCUCUUCGAGUGGCGAGCAAUCAACCACUUCGACCCCAUCAACAACUAUUACUUCGACCCCUUUGGUGGCUACUUCGAAUCGCAUCCCUACGACUACUACCACCUCAACAGCAUCGCGAAGGAUUCCAAAGGCAACUACCUCAUCUCCUCCCGCCACUUCCACCACAUCGCCUACAUCGAAGGCAAAACUGGAAACGUCCUCUGGACUCUUGGCGGCCACUCCAAGGACUUCAAGGACCUCUCCCAUGGCAAAGCCACCGAGCACCAAUGGCAGCACAACGCCCGCUGGGUCGAUGAAGAAAAGGGCAUCCUGAGUUUCAUGGAUAACGGCGCUGCCGGACCUCUCCAUGUAGACGCGCCUUGCAGCAAAGGCACGAUGGUCCAGCUCGAUACCGAAAACAUGACGGCCACUUUACUCCACUCCUACGUCUCGCCGAACAAAGUCCGCGCAGCUUCGCAGGGAAAUCUGCAAGUCAUCAACGACGACCAAGUGCUCGUCGGCUGGGGCGCUACGGCCGCGUACACGGAGUUCACCAUGGACGGCACCCCGCUGUGCGAAGUGCAUUACUCCGCCGGAUUGCUUUUCUGGUUUGAGCGAUGGAAGAGUUAUCGAGUGCAUAGGCAUUUUGGGUGGGUCGGUAAGCCGGAUUGGCCGCCGAGCGCGAGGGUGAAGGGGGGAAGAGUCUAUGUUAGCUGGAACGGGGCUACGGAGGUGAAGUUCUGGGAGUUGCAGGGGGUGAAGAAAGAGGGUGGGAAGUGGGAAAGUGUCGAGACGACGGAGAAGCAGGGGUUUGAGGACUCGUUUGCUCUGCCUUCGAAGGCGGAGUUCGUCCACUACCGAAUCGCGGCGCUGGACAGUGAGAAGAACGUUCUUCACCACUCAGAGCCAGCUCAACCGGAGGGUGGUCUUGGAUGGGCUGCCGGCGUGGCGAUCGGCGUCGCUGUCGUUGCGGUCCUCUCGAUUUGCGCGUGGUAUGGCGUGAGGCAUUGGGCACGACGAAGACGAGAGGGGAGGAACCUGUUUACCUGGGAAUAUAAGGAGUUAUUUGGGCAGGACUAUCAGUAUAGCAGGUUAUAG
Molecule: messenger RNA, 1782 nt
Organism: Saxophila tyrrhenica
Lineage: Eukaryota; Fungi; Ascomycota; Dothideomycetes; Mycosphaerellales; Extremaceae
Exons: 1
Coding region: 1-1782 (593 amino acids)
Source: RefSeq, a predicted model, not a curated record